Molecule: messenger RNA, 2060 nt
Organism: Egretta garzetta (little egret)
Lineage: Eukaryota; Metazoa; Chordata; Aves; Pelecaniformes; Ardeidae
Gene: CPNE2
Product: copine 2
Exons: 16
Coding region: 65-1699 (544 amino acids)
Biological process (GO): cellular response to calcium ion
Cellular component (GO): plasma membrane
Molecular function (GO): calcium-dependent phospholipid binding
Source: RefSeq, a predicted model, not a curated record
CUGCCUGCAGGCUCCGGAAGACAAUGCCUGAGCUGCCUGCCUGGAGCUGCUGCCACUGGGGUCCAUGGCGUACACCGUGACUCCCACGCCAGCUGGGCCCAUUGGCUCCCAGUACUGUGUCUGCAAAGUUGAGUUGUCUGUUUGCGGCCAAAACCUUCUGGACAGGGAUGUCACUUCCAAAUCGGACCCCUUCUGCGUCCUCUUCAUGGAAGUCAACGGGAAAUGGGUGGAGCUUGACAGGACAGAGACAGCUGUGAACAACCUCAACCCAGCUUUCGCCAAGAAGUUCAUCAUUGACUACCACUUUGAAGAAGUGCAGAAGCUCAAGUUCGCCCUGUUUGAUCAGGACAAGUCAAGCAUGCAGCUGUAUGAGCACGACUUCCUGGGCGAGUUCUCCUGCACGCUGGGCAUGAUCGUCUCCAGCAAGAAAAUAACAAGGAGUCUCCUUCUGGGGAAUGGCAAGCCGGCUGGCAAAGGGAUGAUAACGAUAGCUGCCCAAGAGCUCUCGGAUAACAGGGUGAUUACACUGAGCAUGGCCGGCAGAAAACUGGAUAAAAAGGACCUGUUUGGGAAGUCAGACCCCUUCUUGGAGUUUUAUAAACCAAGUGACGAUGGGAAAUGGAUGCUGGUUCACAGAACAGAGGUGAUCAAGUACACGCUGGACCCCGUCUGGAAGCCAUUGACCGUGCCUUUGGUGUCACUGUGUGAUGGAGAUGUGGAGAAGCUGAUAAAGGUGGUGUGUUACGACUACGACAGUGAUGGGGGGCAUGACUUCAUUGGGGAGUUCCAGACCUCGGUGGCCAGGAUGUGCGAAGCCCAGGAUGCCCUUCCGCUCGAGCUGGAGUGCAUUAACCCCAAAAAGCAAAAGAAGAAAAAGAAUUACAAGAACUCUGGGACCAUCAUUGUCAAGUCCUGCAAAAUAAGCAGAGAUUUCUCCUUCCUGGACUACAUCCUGGGAGGCUGCCAGCUGAUGUUUACCGUUGGGAUCGACUUCACGGCCUCCAAUGGGAACCCACAAGACCCCUCUUCCUUGCACUAUAUCAACCCCAUGGGCACAAACGAGUACCUGUCGGCUAUCUGGGCUGUCGGCCAGAUCAUCCAGGACUAUGACUCAGACAAGAUGUUUCCUGCUCUGGGAUUCGGCGCCCAGCUUCCGCCAGACUGGAAGGUAUCCCAUGAGUUCGCCAUUAACUUCAAUCCCACAAAUCCCUUCUGUUCAGGUGUGGAGGGGAUUGUCCAAGCGUACUCAGCCUGCCUGCCCCACAUCCGCUUCUACGGACCCACCAACUUCUCCCCCAUCGUCAACCACGUGGCCCGCUUUGCGGCACAGGCCACCCAACAAGAGGCUGCAUCUCAAUACUUCAUCCUCCUCAUCAUCACGGAUGGGGUGAUCAGUGACAUGGAUGAGACGAGACACGCCGUGGUGCAGGCAUCCAAGCUGCCCAUGUCCAUCAUCAUUGUGGGGGUGGGCAAUGCCGACUUCGCUGCCAUGGAGUUCCUGGAUGGGGACAGCCGGGUGCUGCGCUCCUACACCGGCGAGGAGGCCAUGCGUGACAUCGUCCAGUUUGUGCCCUUCCGGGAUUUCCGCAACGCACCCAAGGAGACCCUGGCCAAGGCCGUGCUGGCAGAGCUGCCCCAGCAAGUCGUGCAGUACUUCAAGCACCAAAACCUGCCCCCCAUCACCUCAGAGCCGGCGUAGAGCUGUGCCAGGCUGCGCCCCCUGCAUGCCGCCGGAGCCCCUCACUCCUGCCGGAACUGCAUCUUCCACAUGCCCUUCGGAGAAGCCCACCCUCCCCGAAACACUUUGUACUUCUUAAUUUAAUUGCUAAGUUCUUAAAACUCACCCCAGAGAAGCAUCUGGGUUUGUUUUGUACAGUCCCAGCCCCCAGUAACACUAAGCUGCCAGGCCAUGCCCUGGCCCGGCUCCACUGUUACUGCUCAGUAUCGAAUGUACUUUGUAGGAUUUCAGUGGAACGGGAUACAAUUUUUACAAUCAAAACUUGCUUUUUCCAAGCACUGAAAUGCUCAAUGUAUUAUUAUCAUCCGAUGAACUGGUCACU